Cornus florida is the source of this 2813-nucleotide messenger RNA. Its product is annotated as probable starch synthase 4, chloroplastic/amyloplastic. The coding region runs from base 490 to 2514 and encodes 674 amino acids. The transcript is spliced from 19 exons. NCBI's taxonomy places the organism in Eukaryota, Viridiplantae, Streptophyta, Magnoliopsida, Cornales, Cornaceae. The record is from RefSeq and is a predicted model, not a curated record.
UGGGGUUUGUGGGUUGUUCGGGUUCGGGUUGGACAAUGGUUUCUAACUACGAUGGGUAUGACCCAUAUUUAAAUUAAUUGUGGUUCCACAGAAUUAACCCGUUAAAAAGGGAUAUGUUUUAUUUUUAUUUUAUUUAAUUUCUUAACAUUUUACAUUUUUUAUUUUUAUUUUUUUUACAUUCCUAAAAUAUAUAUAUAGUUCCUUUUGGAGAACUAUGAGUGAGAAUUUUUUAAAAUUUUUUUUUUUUUUGGAAUGGAGGAAGUAUAAUUUUAGGACACGAGAAGGUUUGACAGGGCAGGCAGACCCACACCAGAACCCGUGAUAUUUGACAGUUGUGUUAAACGGUAAAAUGAAAGCUCUGGCGAUUGAUUAUUUCCUGUGUCGUUAUCCUACACUACAGCACGAUAAAACUCUCUCCCCAUAAGGCAGUAAUGGAAAUCCUUCCAUAUGCUGGGAUUGUAUAAUUUUCUCUCUCUAUAGAAGAUAGCAAUGGAGAUCGUUCUAAAUGUUGCUGCUAUUACUCUUCUUCCGAAAUUCAGUACAGCUAACACGAAACCUGUUAAAGCUCGUGUCUAUUGUUGCUUGGGGAAGAAUGGGGAGGGAAGCAGCUUAUCUAGAGGACCUUCACAAAUGGAGUGGGAACUGCUGCACUCUAUGGAUAGAAAAACAGAAAAGAAACAUGACAUCUGGCGACUCUUCAGGGAGGCUCAGCAGAAUAUUCUGUACUUAAACAAGCAACGCAUCAUGGCUUUGGAGGAGCUGGAUAAGAUGAAGGGAGAAAACAAAUUGUUGCUUGAUAGAAUAGAACAACUUGAGCUAAAAGAUCAGGCAAACUUUGGAAAAGAUAAGCUAUCAGUCAGCUGGGAGUUGCUGCUUAGGAUAGACUCAAUGAUCCUUACAGGCGUGAUUGGCACUGGGGAAGCAUCUGAUUUAAGAAGGCUGGUCAUGGAUUCAAAAGUUAGUGUAGCUGAUGAUUUCUCUUACAUCCUGCCUAAAAGUGAUUUUGAACUUUUGGCCAAACUCCGGAACUUCUCAGAGAAAUGCAAACAGAAGGCUUUUCACAUUGUCCACAUUUGUACUGAAAUGGCACCAGUUGUUUCUGUUGGAUCUUUGGCUUCAUAUGUGACAGGCUUAUCUCGUGCACUACAAAGAAAGGGAAAUCUGGUGGAGGUUAUUUUACCAAAGUAUGCAAGCCUUAACUUGGAUAAGGUUCAAGGGCUUCGAGAAAUUGAAGCAGAGUUCUUCUCAUUUUUUAAUGGUCAAUUGCAUGCCAAUAGAGUUUGGACUGGUGUCGUCUAUGGCAUUGGAGUUACUUUUAUACAACCUAUUUAUUAUUCAUCAUUUUUCAACCAUGAGAGAGUAUAUGGCUACUCAAACGACUUUGAACGAUUUACUUAUUUCUCUCGCGCGUCAUUGGAUUAUAUUGUAAAAUCUGGAAAGCAGCCUGAUGUUUUACACAUACACAACUGGGAAACUGCUAUUGUUGGGCCACUUUUCUGGGAUGUUUUUGUUAAACAGGGACUUGGAAGUGCUAGAAUACUGUUAACAUGUCAUGGCUUUAAUUCUCAGUGUCUCGAGCAACCUGAUAAGCUAGCGCUAUGUGGACUUGAUCCUUCUAGACUUCACCGUCCUGAUCGUUUUCAAGAUAACUCUAAGACACAUCUUGUCAACAUUUUGAAGGGUGGAAUUGUUUACUCCAAUAAAGUCAUAAAAGUGUCAUCCAUGCAUUCGAAGGGCCAAAUUAUUCAUGGUUUGAGUCAUGGGUUGGAACCCACCUUAGCUCUCCACAAGAACAAGUUGCUCAUUGCUCCUUAUGGAUUUGACAACUCUGUCUGGGAUCCUUCCAUAGACAAAUUUCUUCCACAAAGCUAUAGCGCAGAUGACAUGAAGGGGAAAGCUGCUUGUAAAGUUGCAUUGCAGCAGCACCUGGGGUUGUCUGAGCAUGCUUCUCUUAUUCUUGUUGCGUGCAUUUAUUCGGAAGUGUCAGAUGUUGACCUGGAGAACCUGAAGACACUUGUUUGGAUUGCUUCCAGGAGGAGCGUUCAGUUCGUCUUCAUGGGGGUUAGCAAAGUUCCAGGCAUAAACAGGGCACUGGAAGCUUUUCAGGAGGAACUCCAGGAUGAUAAUGUGAGAUUUUUAAACAAAUACGACGAAGCUUUAUCACAUUUAAUCUUUGCAGGAUCUGACAUUAUCUUGUGCCAAUCAUUUGAUGAUCCAGUGCUACAAGUUCCGCUGAAGGCUUUAAGGUAUGGAGCUGCUCCAGUUGCAACAAUUCUUACGGACAACCAAUUCAGGCAUGGUAGCAUAGAUUACGACUUUGAGAGCACCAGAUUCUCACAGCACAUCAGCAAUACUUUUGGGAAUGUGUCUUUAAGCCAAGCGAUCGAUGAAAUUAAGAACAACCCAUCGCAGUGGAAUAGAAAGAUUGUGGAUGGUAUGAGAGAGGACUUUUCAUGGGAUGCAGAGUGCUGUGACAUACAUGUUUCUGCUUACACAUCCAUAAAGAACUCGUGAAGCAGGUGCUCUGUGUCAAUCGGUUUUCUGGGAAAAAAUAUGCAACUCAAUAAAAGGAAGGCUUGUUGUAAAUUAGAAACAGCUGAGAAAAUUUGUACAUAGAAACUUGCUAUUAUUUUUCAAAUGUAUAAUUAAUGCGUGCAUGCAGGAGCUCGGUGUAGAAACUAAACUCCCCUUAUUUUUUUGGUCCCACCAACGCGUUCUGUUCUUGCAAGAGUUCGUAAUUAUAUCCUUGGAUUGGAAAGUUGAAGUGAAUGAAAGGAAUUGAUUAGCAUGGAAGUUUUUCAUGAAAAUUGUGA